Messenger RNA from Dichomitus squalens LYAD-421 SS1, 4902 nucleotides. RefSeq lists its product as uncharacterized. The record is from RefSeq and is a predicted model, not a curated record. The transcript has 15 exons. Gene Ontology annotation, molecular function: microfilament motor activity; ATP binding; actin filament binding. Lineage: Eukaryota; Fungi; Basidiomycota; Agaricomycetes; Polyporales; Polyporaceae. Gene Ontology annotation, cellular component: actin cytoskeleton; vesicle; cytoplasm. Bases 13 to 4902 code for a protein of 1629 amino acids. Gene Ontology annotation, biological process: vesicle transport along actin filament; actin filament organization.
CCCCCUCACUCCAUGGCCGAAAAUAUAUACAGCAAAGGCACCAGGGUAUGGUUCCCUGACAAGGAGCUAGGUUGGAUAUCCGCCGAGGUCACCACGGUCACCAGGACCGAUGAUACUGUCAAGCUGGUCUUUGUAGAUGAACGCGGAAAGGAGAUUAAGGUAGACACCACCGUCAAGGCGAUCAAGGAUGGCAAGGAGGACCUGCCACCGCUACGAAACCCACCGCUGCUGGAAACCGCUGACGACCUCGCGACCCUCUCUCAUUUGAACGAACCUUCAGUCCUUCACACAAUCCGCAAUCGUUACGCCCAACACAGCAUCUAUACAUACUCCGGAAUUGUCCUCAUCGCCGUCAACCCCUUCCAACGCGUCGCCCUUUAUGGCCCGGAAGUCAUUCAAGCAUAUAAUGGCCGUCGGAGAGGCGAACUCGAGCCGCAUUUGUUCGCUAUAGCGGAGGACGCCUACACUGCUAUGAGCAGAGAUGGCACGGGCCAGACCAUCAUCGUCUCCGGGGAGAGUGGUGCCGGCAAGACGGAAUCGGCGAAGUACAUCAUGCGUUACCUCGCGUCCGUGGAUCCUCCCGAAAAGAAGAACAAGGCUAGGACCAAAGCUUCGCUUGACGAGUCGAGCGAGGUGGAGCGUCAGAUUCUCGCCACCAAUCCGGUACUCGAAGCGUUCGGUAAUGCGAAGACUACGCGUAACGACAACUCGUCACGUUUUGGGAAGUACAUCCAGAUCCUGUUCGACGGCGAGCAAGAAAUCGUCGGGGCACGCAUACGGACGUACCUCCUUGAGCGCUCUCGUGUCGUUUUCCAGCCUUUGACGGAGCGGAACUACCAUAUCUUCUACCAACUCUGUGCCGGAGCUCCUCUGAAAGAGCGGAAGGAUUUGGGUCUCGAUACGGAUGUCACUAAGUUCCAAUACCUCAGCCAGGGCGGUCCCACCUCUACGCCCAUUCCCGGGGUGGACGAUGAACACGAGUUCCAGGAAACGCAGAAAGCUCUGUCAACAAUUGGCAUCGGCAUCGAGAAGCAGUGGGCCGUCUUCAAGCUCCUUGCUGCUCUUCUCCACCUCGGCAACAUCAAGAUCACUCAAUCACGGACAGACGCGGCAAUUGACGACACGGAUCCUGCGCUUCAACUGUCGACGCGUUUUCUGGGCAUACCUCUCGCCGAAUUCAAGAAGUGGACGGUCAAGAAGCAGAUCACCACUCGUAACGAAAAGAUUGUCACCUCGCUGAAUGGCGCACAGGCGACAGUCGUUCGCGACUCUGUCGCGAAGUUCGUCUAUGCUUGCCUCUUCGAAUGGGUCGUCGCAAUCCUUAACGAGAGUUUGGCUGGGGAGAACGGCGAGGCUGCGAAUCGAGCGGAGAUGUUCAUCGGUGUGUUGGAUAUCUACGGGUUUGAGCAUUUUAAGAAGAACUCCUUCGAGCAAUUUAGUAUCAAUUACGCGAACGAGAAGCUGCAGCAAGAGUUCAACCAGCACGUCUUCAAGCUCGAGCAAGAGGAGUACAUCCGUGAGAAGAUCAAUUGGACAUUCAUCGAUUUCUCCGACAACCAGCCUUGCAUCGACGUCAUCGAAGGCAAACUUGGUGUUAUGGCCCUUCUUGACGAAGAGUCCCGUCUUCCCUCCGGCACAGAUCAAUCCUUCCUGCAGAAGCUCAACAACCAGUUGGUCAAGCCGGAGAAUGCCAAGGUCUUCAAGAAACCCCGCUUUGGCAACUCUGCCUUCACGAUUGCUCACUAUGCCCUGGAUGUCACAUACGAAGUGGAGGGUUUCCUAGAGAAGAAUCGGGAUACUGUACCCGACGAGCACAUGGCCCUUCUCCAGGCAACCAAGAACGCAUUCUUGAAGGAGGUACUCGACGCUGCGUUUGCCGCGACCAAACCCGCCGACGCCACGCCUCCUUCUCCCACCGUUUCAGAUUCCGCCAACACCACCAAUAAGCGCGCGUCCCUCAUUCCCGAUCCUGGCAGGACGUCGCUCAUGUCCUCUGCUACGGCGGGUUCUGGUCCAAAGCGUCCCGGUGGUAUGGUGAAGAAGCCUACCCAGGCCUCGAUCUUCAAGGCAUCAUUGGUCAACCUGAUGGACACUUUGAACGUCACAAAUGUCCACUACAUCAGGUGCAUCAAGCCUAACGAACAGAAGCGCGCUUGGGAGUUCACUCCUCAGCAGGUACUGGGUCAACUUCGUGCUUGUGGUGUCUUGGAGACUAUCCGGAUCAGUUGCGCUGGUUAUCCUUCACGAUGGACGUAUGAAGAAUUUGCCGAGCGGUACUACAUGCUCGUCCAUUCUUCUGAAUGGGAACCCAUGAUCAAGAAUCUCGAGCUCAAGCCUCUCUGCGCCCGGAUUCUUGAGAAGACCAUCAACGACCCUGACAAGUAUCAGCCAGGCCUUACCAAGAUCUUCUUCCGUGCUGGUAUGCUUGCAGCACUCGAGUCGUUGCGCUCCAACCGCCUGAACGCGCUCGUCACCAUCGUUCAGAAGAACAUGCGGCGUAAGAUGGCGGUGAAACAUUAUAGGGCUCUUCGCGAAGCGACGAUCAAGAUUCAGACCUGGUGGCGCGGUCUCAUGGCAAGGCAACUUGUGGAGAAGGUCCGCAAGGAUGCUGCCGCGACCCGCCUCCAGCGAGGCAUCCGGAGAUACCUGCAGCGAAAACGCUUCCUCACUAUUCGUACUUCAGUUGUCGCCUUUCAGAGCCGUGCCCGUGGCCUUCUGGCUCGCCGCAAUUUCAAGGACUCAAAGCGGACGUUUGCCGUGGUCACUCUCCAAAGCCUGUUCCGGGGGCUUCUUUGCCGCAGAGCAUACAAGAAGGACGUUCGCAGCGUCAUUCUUAUCCAGUCCUGUAUGCGGCGGCGGCUCGCUCGCAAGGAGCUCAAGGCCCUCAAGGCCGAGGCCCGUUCUGUCUCCAAGUUCAAGGAGAUCUCUUACAGGCUGGAGAACAAGGUCGUCGAGCUCACUCAAACACUCCAGAAGCGCACCGAAGAGAAGAAGGAGCUGCAGAACAAAGUCACUGCUCUCGAGGCACAGCUAUCACAGGCGGUUGCUCGUCACGAAGAGUCGGACGCUCGCGCUAGGCAGAUCCAGACUGACCUCACGAACGCCCAAUCGGAGUUGUCUCGUAGCCAACAACUCCUGCGGGCAAAGGAGGACGUGGAGCGGAAGCUCGAAGAUGCGAUCGUCAAGGCCGCAGAGAAAGAGGCUGCCAUCCAAAAGUUGACGGAGGAGCUUGCCCAGCAGGCCUCACAACUCGAGUCUCAGCAGAAGCUCAUCGACAGUCAGCCUGUUCGGAAUGCGGACGACAGCUCCGUCAUCCAGACGCUCAAGACCGAGGUCAGUAGCCUCCGGGAACAGCUCAACAGGGCUACUGCUCUCAACGCGCUCACUCGGGGAGUGCGAGCAGAGCCGACUUCUCCUACCUUCGCCCCUGUUCUUCGUCUCGCCGAACCUGGCUCCGGCAAUGCUAAUGGCUCCAGUCUUGCUUCUGUUCCCCGUCACCAACGGCGACACAGCUCGGCUGGCGUUUAUGCUAUUCAGCCUUCCGAUCACCGUACCUCCCAGGACGAGCUCAUGUUCAACGCCAAGAGGAGCCAAGCGUCCAAUCCUCGUGCAGUGUCGGUCGCGUACAACGGCGAGGAUGGCUUACCGCAGUUCCGCGUGCUCGACCGGUCCAGCCUGUACGAUGACCCCGCCGAAGAAAAGAUCAGGUUAAUGCAGGACAUCAAGCGUCUGGACGAGGAUGUUUUGGACGGCCUGAUCCGUGGGUUGAAGAUACCUGCACCGAGCUUGACCAGCCCCGCUGCUGUGAAGGAGAUCUUGUUCCCCGCAAACUUGAUCAGCCUGAUCACCAACGAGAUGUGGAAAUACGGCCUCAUUCCGGAGAGCGAACGGUUCCUUGCGAACGUCAUGCAGACUAUUCAGUCGCAUGUCAUGUCGUUCACCGGUGAGGACGCGAUAAUCCCUGGCAUUUUCUGGCUCUCCAACGUACACGAGAUGCUCUCGUUCAUCUGCGUGGCCGAGAGCGACAUGCUCCAGGGGAUUGGUCCUGGCGAGGAGAACGCUGUCCGGCCGUUUGAGUGGGCGGACUACGAACGACUUGUCUCGGUGGUCAAGCACGACUUAGACAGCCUCGAGUACAACAUCUAUCACACGUGGAUGCUCGAGACUAAGAAGCGUUUGUCGAAGAUGGUCAUUCCUGCGCUCAUUGAAAGCCAGUCCUUGCCCGGCUUUACCACGACUGAUGGCGGAGGAAGGUUAUUCAACCGCCUGUUGAGCUCGAACACCCAACCUGCGUACAGCAUGGACGAUAUCUUGAACUUGCUGAACAAGGUCUGGAGGAGCUUGAAGAGCUACUAUAUGGAAGAGUCCGUAGUACAGCAAGUCAUCACCGAGCUCCUCAAGCUCAUUGGUGUGACGAGCUUCAACGACCUUCUCAUGAGGCGUAACUUCUCGUCCUGGAAGCGAGCGAUGCAAAUUCAGUACAACAUUACUCGAAUCGAGGAAUGGUGUAAAUCGCACGACAUGCCGGAGGGCACUCUACAGCUCGAGCACUUAAUGCAGGCCACGAAACUGCUCCAGCUCAAGAAGUCCACACCUGCGGAUCUGGACAUCAUCUACGAUGUCUGCUGGAUGCUGACGCCUACGCAAAUCCAACGCAUGUGCACGAACUACUACGUCGCCGACUAUGAGCAACAGACUCCCAUCUCGCCGGAAAUUCUUCGCGUUGUUGCCUCACGAGUAUCACCCAAUGAUCGCAACGACCACCUACUCCUUGCACCCGAAACCGAAGAGGUUGGCCCUUACGAGCUUCCCCUCCCUAGAGAGGUUUCUGGACUGGAGACUUACGUCCCCGCAUACCUCAAUGUCCCUCAUCUCCGGAGACUCGCGGCUCUGGUAGCCUAA